Ochotona princeps (American pika) is the source of this 1576-nucleotide messenger RNA. It is a transcript of the gene ARL6IP5, whose product is annotated as ADP ribosylation factor like GTPase 6 interacting protein 5. Gene Ontology annotation, cellular component: membrane. Gene Ontology annotation, biological process: negative regulation of transport. Bases 248 to 814 code for a protein of 188 amino acids. NCBI's taxonomy places the organism in Eukaryota, Metazoa, Chordata, Mammalia, Lagomorpha, Ochotonidae. The record is from RefSeq and is a predicted model, not a curated record. The transcript is spliced from 3 exons.
UAGAUUGGGGCCCUACCUCGGCCGCGAGGCCUCGGUUUUCCUGUAACUAACCUCUCAGAGCCAAUCAAGAAGUGAAGACGCGGAGGAAAACACGCCCUCCCGCUCCCGAUCUCCCCUGCUCGGCGGCUCGCCAACCGCAGAGCCGAUCGAGACGGAGCCGCUGUCAUCUCGUUCACCCAGCUGGGUCGCCGCCGCCGCCGCCGGAUUCCGGAGGCCCAGAACCGAAAGCUAAGAAGAAGAAGAAGACAUGGACGUGACUAUCGCCCCGCUCCGCGCUUGGGACGAUUUCUUCCCAGGCUCCGAUCGCUUCGCCCGGCCGGACUUCAGGGACAUUUCCAAAUGGAACAACCGCGUGGUGAGCAACCUGCUGUAUUACCAGACCAACUACCUAGUGGUGGCUGCCAUGAUGAUUUCCGUCGUGGGGUUUUUGAGCCCCUUCAACAUGAUCCUUGGAGGGAUUGUGGUGGUGCUGGUGUUCACAGGGUUUGUGUGGGCCGCCCACAACAAAGACAUUCUCCGCCGGAUGAAGAAGCAAUACCCCACAACUUUCGUGAUGGUCGUCAUGCUGGCCAGCUAUUUCCUCAUUUCCAUGUUUGGCGGAGUCAUGGUCUUUGUGUUUGGCAUCACUUUCCCUUUGCUGUUGAUGUUCAUCCACGCAUCGCUGCGACUUAGGAACCUCAAGAACAAGCUGGAAAAUAAAAUUGAAGGGAUCGGGCUGAAGAGGACACCCAUGGGCAUUGUCCUGGAUGCCCUAGAACAGCAGGAAGAAAACAUCAGCAAAUUCACGGAAUACAUCAGCAAAGUCAAGGAGUAACCGUAGCUCCCUGGGGAUAGGGCUGCUGCAGAAAUCGAGUUGCAGUUCGCCCUCGAUCAGACCCAAUUUCUGCUUGUGUUUUUGAAAUAGGAGGUGCAUGCACACCCAACCACGGAUGGCAGCAUGCAUGCUGUUACCAUCUGUGACGGAACAGAGCAAAGGCCUCAGAAACCAACACAGUCCCCUUAGCGUGUCCGAAGCUUCACGUUUGUUUAUGAAAACAAAAAAUGGAUCACGCCCAUUUCUUGAGAGGAAUAAAAUUAGAGAUUCCACAGCAACAACAUUGUUAUCUUGUAGGGAAAAAUAAAAGUAAUUGUAAGGUAUCAAGGCCGUAGGAGUUAGUGAAAGGCUGCUGAGGUAGAUAAUGCUGUGCAUUUAGCCUGUUUCUAAUCCCCUCCCUGAAAAAAAUUCCCUAGGAUUGUAAUGUGUGGGGCAUAAACUAGUUGACUUUUUAUUCUUUUAAAAUCACAGAUGAUCUCUAUCACUUGGCUGCCUGUUUGAUGCGCAGUGGAAACUGGAUAAACCGGUUGUUUAUACUUCGUUUACAAAUAUAAAGACAGCUGUUUAGGAGCAUAUUUUGUUAAAUUUUUGUAAAUUUUUGAAAUGCUAGUCAUGUGUUUUCCCCAGCUGGUAUUCACUGCAAAGUUAAUGGUUUCUUCCUUCUGGAGGUUACAGCUGUGUUACCUGUAUUAUUCUUGACAGACUUAUUAAAAAAGAAAACCACAAAAAUAAAUAAAAUAAAUGAGUUCUGUUUGUAUGGCA